AUGAUGGCGAACAACGACGACAUUGAUGCCACCCCUAUCGGUGCGCAUGAACCGGCAUUAAUAGAAACGGCGGUACUCCAGGAUUUAAUAUCGCAAGAAAAUCAAGGGGUAAAUAUUGAGGAUGGCAUCGCAACACAUUCCGCAGAUGCACCUGCGACCACAUCUUACAAUUCUCAAUCGACGGUAGACGGCAAAGAUUCCGUAUUUACACCACCAGCUUCUGAUGCUUUCUCAUCACAGAGUACCAACCAAGAUGGCGGGUCAUUAUUUCAACUUUCGCAACUCUCACAACUCUCACAAUUGGCUGCCGCACAACCUCCACUCGAAAGUAAUACCAAUACAACAUCACCGAAAACCAACAACAAUUUGAACGCGAGUCAGAAGAGAACAGCUGAUGGUCAUGUAAAAUCCAAAACAUCAAAUUCACCCAGUCCCAGAGGUCCACCACCUGUUCGAGGACAUACCAGAAAUACAAGUACAAUCAGUAAUGCAUCUUCAGUCGCAAGCAGAUUCGGAGAGGUUAGUAUAAUUCCUGGAUCAACAAGUACUUAUACUAAAUUCCAACAGCUAUCUUCCGAAUUACGAACUCGUCUUUCUUAUGCAAUGGUCAAAGUUAACAAUGGCUGGGAAUCGAAAUCUAUCAACGAAGUUGAAACUAUCGCAUCGCAAGCUGGAUCUCCCACAUCAUCGAAUUCUACCUUCAACACUCGCCGAAACCUUCUCACCUCUCCUAGAACAGCAAUAGCAAACAUUCAGGAUCAAGGAUCAAGAGAUGUAUUUGGAGCACGACCUACAGCUGAUUUUGAUCUGUACGCACGAACGGAACCGCCCUCUCGAACCUAUGAAGCAUUCUGGCGUGACCAUUCUACUCCCAAUGGUGCCAUUUCCUAUAGACAUAACUUGUAUAACUCUUCACCUCCGCAAUCCAAGUCUCUCGCUCCUCCCGUUGAUAUACGACCAAUUGCUUCAUCCAGACGAUCGGAUCCAAAGUUCUCGAAACCCCCAUCUAUGCCAGGACAGUCAGGCGCCAGCUCACAUCACUCUUUCAACAACAACAACAACAACAACAACAACAACAACAACAACAACAACAACAACAACAACAACAACAACAACAACAACUCUGCUCCACGAACUCCCAAUACAAGUGCUUAUCAUCGUUCUGAGCAUAUCAUAACCUCUGGACAAAAGACAUUACAAGAACAAGAUGCAAUUGCAACAUUGAUGCUCAUGGGAUCACCGGGAAAUUCACAACCCAUGGGGCCCACCUUACCUCCUCCACAAGGAAAUCAAAUAAGCUCUCGGGAUAGCACUCUCCGAGCAGAGUUCAGUCUUCAGAUGGCUCAAAAUGGGAGGAAUAAACCGGUAGCUCAACAUCAACGUAGAGUGGAAUUUGCAGAAAGUGUCAGUAGUGGUGGAAGCGAUAAUGGUUACCCAGCAGCGAGCCAUCGAAAACCUUCCUUGAGACGUAGAAUCAACGAAAGAAGAGUAACGGACAGAAUGUUAGAUGAGAUGGUUGAUGAGAGUAGUGACGAAGAAGUCGAAUUACCUGUACCACAGGGAAGACGUAUAACAGGACGUGUCUGA
Sclerotinia borealis F-4128 is the source of this 1587-nucleotide messenger RNA. NCBI's taxonomy places the organism in Eukaryota, Fungi, Ascomycota, Leotiomycetes, Helotiales, Sclerotiniaceae. The record is from the annotation of a GenBank genome assembly.